Messenger RNA from Cladophialophora yegresii CBS 114405, 1266 nucleotides. RefSeq lists its product as uncharacterized. Gene Ontology annotation, molecular function: protein binding. The transcript has a single exon. The coding region runs from base 1 to 1266 and encodes 421 amino acids. Lineage: Eukaryota; Fungi; Ascomycota; Eurotiomycetes; Chaetothyriales; Herpotrichiellaceae. The record is from RefSeq and is a predicted model, not a curated record.
AUGGGAAGAUUGUUGAAGAGCAUCUCGCUCAAGUACAUGGAGAAUUUGCUCAUCCCUAUCUGCCUGAACAGUAGGACUCUCCGAGCUGAGUUUGACAAAAUCUUACUAACUGUUCAAAGGUCUGCCGCCUGGUUUCAACAAAUUGCACAGUGGAGGCUCGACGCAAAAUUCGAUGAUCUGAACAUAACUCCCCCUACCGCCCAAAGCACCUUCCAGGAAAUCGAGUCAAUGCUUAAGCACGGUGCGGACGUGAACGCGAUUGGAGAACAUGGCUCUGUGUUCGAACGAGCGUUUCUGGCUCGCAAUCAGAAGUUGCUACGCUAUCUCCUCGAGCGCGGCGCAAGGCCCGAGGUCCAAUCGGAUAUACGCGGCAGAACAAGUAUUGAGAUCGCCAUCGACUGGAGAGACUUUGAGCUCGCGAAACUGUUGGUCGAGCACUGUGCUCGUGCCAACCUUCUACUUCCCUGCGACUGUGUCGAUGCAUUUGCAAUGGCUUGUCGCACCAGCGACGUAACGAUGGCCAAGAUGCUCAUUGAUUACGGGAUGGUUGUCAACGCCCGUUUCCCUGGUGGACAUACACCUCUUCAAGUUGCCUGCUGGGAGGGAACUGCUGAGAUGGUCAAAGUCUUGGUGAAGGCUGGGGCGGAUGUGAACGCCCUUUUCUCUAAUAAAAAUACACCUCUUCAACACGCCUGCUGGCGACGAAACGUCGAGAUCGUGAAAGUCUUUGUGGAGGCUGGGGCUGAUGUGAAUGCCUUCUUCUCUAAUGGGCUUACACCACUCCAAUACGCCUGUCUGUGGCAACGUGCUGAGAUUGUGAAAGUCUUGGUGGAGGCGGGGGCGAAUGUCAAUGCGGACGUGCACCCUUACAAUGGUUUUACUGCCUUACAAACAGCUGUCAGCUGGUUCUCUCGGGAUAUUAUGCGAAUACUUCUCGACGCAGGAGCAGAUGUUACAGCUCCAGGCUCGAUUACUGGCGGCUCUGCUCUCAAGUUGGCGGCCGAAAAGUGCAACAUGGAUAUGAUGAAGCUCCUACUUCACCACUGCUAUCGGUCGAAGCAGGCCGCGUCCUUUCAAGCAAUCUGCAGUAAGGCAUCCAGAUACGCAGAGCAAUAUGGCCAUUCACGGAUGUCUAAGGCUCUACGCAGUCUCGCGGAGGGCGUUUUCGACCCUGAGCUGCUCCGCAGUGCUGGCAUGGACACUGCCUUCUGGCGCCAAUGUUUCCCCCCUAGGGUGGACUUGCAUCAGCAGCGAGCGCAGCCUUGA